CGCUCUUCCACCCUCCGCGUUCCACAUGCUAUACGCUCCUUCGCGCUCAUGACCGUCUCCUUCUCCCUCUGGACGCUGACGCUCAGCGUCUUAUCGCUGCAUCUCCAACUCCAUACGGCAGCCGCUGGCGGCUCUUACGCUCCCACGACCGACGCGCCCUGUCCCGAUCCCUCUUCCCAGCCCCUCGUCCGCUCGUUCUCGAGUGAGCAGUCGACGAAUCCGCAAGAGCAGGCCUACAUCCAUGCGCUCGAGGCAAACACUCUCCCGGACGCCUGGAAAAACUGGCUCGGCGACGCGUCUGAGAUAGGGUACACAUUCUCUGACUUCCCCGCGGGAAGCUUUCCGCGCAUCGGUAUCGGCGUCGGCGGGGGUGGAUAUCGGGGCGCCCUGUAUGGUGCUGGAGUGCUGAACGCUCUCGAUGGGAGGAACAGUAGUGCGAAGAAGAGCGGGACGGGCGGGCUGUUGCAGGUCGCGAGCUAUAUUGCUGGGUCCUCUGGCGGCUCAUGGGUGACUGCGUCUAUGCUAAUGAACGACUGGCCCACGACGUCUAAUCUCGUGUACGGCGGGGGCGGGCUCAACGGGUGGAUGCUGGAGCAAGAUCUUUUCGACCCAUCUGAUGGUGGUGGUCAGAAUCAGCAGUACUACCAGGCAGUGAUGGACAGUGUGAAAUCAAAGGCAGCCACUGGACUUCCAACGAGUAUCGUCGACCCCUGGGGCCGGCUGCUCGCUUACCACUUUCUCAAUGGAACCACCUCCAAGAAUAUGUACGACGACUCUGCGCACGGUGCUGGGCAGCUGUGGUCUGCCAUUCCACAGUCUCCUGCAUUCCAGCAGUACGCCGUUCCAUUCCCGCUCAUUGUCUCCGAUUCUUUGCAUGAGAAUCAGAAUGUUUCCGGAGUACUGCCCCUAGAUAAUGUUGUUUAUGAGUUUUCUCCGUACGAGUUUGGUUCCUGGGACCCAAACUUGGCUGCCAUGGUUUACGUCGCAUAUGUCGGCACGCAUCUAUCAGACGGCUCUGCCGCAAACGGAAAGUGCACAAUGGGCUUCGACCAGGCGAGUUUCAUCAUAGGGGCAAGCGCAAAUAACUUCAGUGGCAACCUAAACAACGGAGGCGUUGAUGGUUUCUCCAGCUCGGACCAGCAGGUGCUGCUUAGCCAAUUGAAUGACCCUAGUAAUAGCCCAAACAAUGCUGCUGCGAAUGUGCCAAACCCGUUUCAGAGCGUCAGCUCCUCGACGUUCAGCGAGUCGGGUUCAAACUACCUUGGCCUUGUCGAUGGAGGUGCAAAUGGCGAACACGUACCGUUCGGGAGUCUCCUUGUCAAGUCCCGGUUCGUGGAUGUUGUCGUUGCGCUCGAUGCAGGGGCGGACAUAGUCAAUGAUUGGCCCAAUGGCACCUCUUUGCUACAAACCUCGAACCGUGUCAAGAACGUCCUCUCGACCUCUCAUCAGCAGUUCCCGCAAAUACCAUCGUCUUCAGGAGACUUUAUCAACUAUGGUAUGAACAUGCGCCCGACGUUCUUUGGGUGUAACCCGGCGCACAAUCCACCCGAGUCGCCGCUAGUCAUCUAUCUCCCCAACUCUCCCCCUGUGGACGGUACUCAGCCAUACACUAACCCAAGCUCAAGCAUCUUCAAUUACACUGACGAUCUUACUUCGGCAUUCAUGAACCAAGCAUACGCCAACGCAGUCGGGGGAUUCAUGCCUAAUAAGACUGGCGCGGACCCAGAUUGGGGCCUCUGUCUGAGGUGCGCUGCGAUUGACCGGGCGCGAUACAAGGCCGCGUCGAGUGCCACGCCAUCCCCAACUUCAUCGUCCUCAUCGCAGACAAAGGGGCUACUCUCUGCUACCUCUUCCUUUUCCUCCUCCACCUCUCAGGCCACAGACACGAUCCCCUCUACGACACAAGUCCUCCUGCCCUCAUCGUCCACCUUCGUGUCCUCUUCGCUCUCCGAGUCGUAUCUUGACCAAGAGACCUCCCUUCUUUCCUCUGCGACCACGUCCAUCUCAGAGGACGCGCAGCCAACUCUCUCCGCCUCUGCCGACCGCUUCGCAGGCUCCCGGCGCGCCCAGGCCACCUCGACUCCGCAGCGGUCCGAAAUCUGCCAAAAAUGUUUCCAGCAGUACUGCUACAACCCAAACGCGCCUCCACCGCCGAGCUCAGUCCCUGGACGACAAACUGUCUUUGAGCAGCCUUUGCCUCUGGGUGGGAUACCCCAGGUCGAGUACUGGGUCAAGACGCACAAGGCGGAGUUGGCGGGCAUUGUGCUGGGCGUGGUGGCGUUCAUCGGGGGUGCUAUUGGAGGGAUAAGUAUUCUGGCGGAAGAGGCGAGAGAAGAAACGACAGUACUACCGGGUGGAUAGGUGGGACGAUGCGCGCGAUGAUCCAUGGAAGCACU
Molecule: messenger RNA, 2396 nt
Organism: Coniophora puteana RWD-64-598 SS2
Lineage: Eukaryota; Fungi; Basidiomycota; Agaricomycetes; Boletales; Coniophoraceae
Product: FabD lysophospholipase-like protein
Exons: 10
Coding region: 49-2361 (770 amino acids)
Biological process (GO): glycerophospholipid catabolic process
Cellular component (GO): cytosol
Molecular function (GO): A2-type glycerophospholipase activity
Source: RefSeq, a predicted model, not a curated record